CGAAAUUAAUCGUCCUUAGUCAGAGACUUUAUCAGUCAGAGUCAGUCAGUAGUCAUCGGUAGUCGGUGUGUCACUCAGUGCAGUGUUAUGUUUUGUUUUGAACUUUUGUGACUGAAACGUCUUGUUGACAAAUAUGCAGGAUGACCAAUCAUUAUCCCGGACCAUGGGGUCAGUGGUGCUCCAAGUGGGAGCCCUAGAGCUCUUGGCGCGGUAUUCCAUGAACUCUGGCAGAGCUACCAGCCUUCUGUCAUCGCUACAUGACUUCAGAAUGCAGGAGGUGGAGUUAGCUGGAGGGAAACAGUGGAAUUGGAAAUAUUUGAGGGACCAAUUCGACCAAAAAGAUUUAGAAGGACUGUACAGAAAGUAUGACGACAAACUGAGAGAAACGCUUAUUUAUAUUUACUUAACGUUAUUAGUAUUCUUCUCUACAGUACAUGUAGUCUUAGUUGUAGCUAGCACAUUUUCAGAGGUACCAACGGACCCUGAAAUGGAGAUAUUUGCAUUAAUCACGGUUUUCUUCCAGUCAAUUCAGUCGACAUCAACGUAUUUAACCAUGGGAAUGUACAUAUUGAGAAUAGCCAUACCUAUCUUAACUCUAUGGAAACCGUUGUAUUAUCCCAUGAAACAGAAAUGCUAUUGUAUGCCAAUUCUUGUUACUUUCAUCGUGACUUUGGAUCUCGCUUUAACAGACAUUGCUAUUAGCGUCUACAGUUACUUCGAAGGCAUUGCUUUAAGGCCAGCCUAUGCAACAAUGGCCUUACUAUCAAGCUACAUCUUCCUCCCAAUGAGGAACAACUUCUUGGUUAUAUUCCUCGGUAUCUUUGUCAGUACCAUCUAUGUUCUUAUCUUUGCAUUCUUCACGUAUGACCAGGACCCACAAAUCGGUAUAGUGGUAUCAUCCGAUAUAAUUUAUCUAAUCGGCGUGAAUCUGAUGGGAGUGUACUUCAGACUGAUGAAUGAAAUUGUAACGAGGCGUUCCUUCUUAGACCGGAGAGCGUGCGUUGAAAGUACGCUCAGACUCAAAUUUGUUAAGGACCAAGAGGAACGUCUGAUGAUGAGCAUCCUGCCUGAACAUAUAGUUUCUAAAGUACGUCAAGAUAUCAGAAAUAUGUUUCUUGGCCUCGAAACACGUUCUUUGAGCCACAAUAUGAAAUCAUUCAACCAACUGUACGUAGCAGAACAUGACAAUGUGAGCAUCUUGUACGCCGACGUGGUCAACUACACGAUGAUAUCCACAACUUUGUCUCCCAUGAGGAUGGUAGAACUACUCAACGAGCUCUUCGGAAGAUUUGAUGAAGCCUCUGAGGAACACGAUGUACUCAGGAUAAAGUUCUUGGGAGACUGCUACUAUUGCGUCAGUGGUAUACCAAAGCCGAGUGCUCAACACGCUAAGAACUGUGUCGAUCUUGGACUGGAGAUGAUCAACAUCAUUAAAGACGUCAGAGAAAAGCGUUCGCUGAACAUAGAUAUGAGGAUAGGCGUUCAUUCCGGGAAGAUCCUCAGCGGCCUCAUUGGUAUCAGAAAAUGGCAAUACGACGUUUGGUCGAAGGAUGUUACAAUUGCCAACAAAAUGGAGUCCACUGGAAAAGCUGGAAAAGUGCACGUGACCAAACAAACUCUCGAAUUACUCUUGGACUAUGCCAGGGAAUAUAUCAUUGAACCUAACUUUGAAUCUCAAAAUGAUCCCUUUAUUAUGAAAAACAAAUUGGAAACGUAUCUGCUAUCAAGACCAUCACGGGCUCUUGAAUACAAACCAUUUAGAAGAGCAUCUGUAGGCUUCAACAAAAUAAUAACGAAGACUAACACGUCUGCUAGACGAUCGGAAAAUAGAAGCGCUAAUAACUUCCGAAGAACAACUACGUUUAUGGAUGAAAAUUUAGUGGAAUAUCAGCAAAUGUUGAAAGCCGCUGAUGCUCAAAUGGCAAAGGAAAUAGAAGAUAUGACUAACGGAAAAGAACACUUUCGAAACGAGUCUAAAUUGAACAGAUUCACUCUGAUGUUCAAAGACUUUCAGAUGGAAAAGAAGUUCCUCUUGUUGCCCGACCCACUGUUUAAGUAUUACAUUACCUGCUGCCUCAUUAUCUUCUCACUCAUGUUGCUGAUUAACGGACUCACUACCAGAUGGUUCGAAGGUUUUCAAUGGUAUGCUUGGGUUUUACUUAGUGCUCUUCUACUAGCUUUAAUUUUAAUGCAACCCUUCACUUGGUUCCAAUUUCUAUGGACCAAAUAUAAAGGCUUCGAAGAACCAAGGAACAAAUACCUGCGAUGGAUCUACGACAUUUCCGCCAAAAUCAUAAGAUCCGCUAAGAUAAGAACUGUUAUUUACUUAAUGAUAAGUAUAAGUCUUGCUGCUACUUCUGUGGUCAACGUUAUCGCGUGCACUGAAGUUGAGGUGCCGGCUGCUGAAACUGUUCUUUCUAACUGUAUAUCUUCGUGGCAUGUGACUCAGUGUUGGGGCCUGGCCUUGCUCUUGAACUUUCUGUUCAGCAGAGUUUUCUUCAUAUUCAAAUGGAUCGUCGCUGGUGGAAUGACCUUCUUCUACUUAUGGAUCGUUUGGGAGAUCAAAACUUCGCUUUUUAUAGACGAUGUGGCUUGGAAUGUUGGACUGGAUCCUCGGAUUUCUCAUACUUUAGCUGUCAUAGUGAUAACCGUGACUCUGUACUGGAUUGAUAGGACUACUGAAUACAGAAACAGAUUAGAUCACUUAUGGCAAUUACAGCUGAGUGACGAACAAAGUGAGGCGGAGACUAUGUUGAAAGUAAAUAACAUGCUUCUUGAGAAUAUUCUCCCGGCGCAUGUAGUUCAAGUAUACCUGAAUCUAAACAGAUCUCUGGAUGAAUUGUAUUACGAAAAGUAUGACAACGUAGCAGUGAUGUUUGCAUCGUUAACUGAUUACAAACUUGGCAUGGAGGGAGACGCGGACAUGAGUGAUAAAUUCCUCUUGAGUAUUCUGGAUGAAAUCAUAUCAGAUUUUGAUAGAUUGCUUCUAACAGGAACUUCAGAUUACAAAGUGGAGAAGAUCAAGAUGGCUGGUUGGACUUACAUGGCAGCUUGUGGACUAGACCCGAGUAGGCGAGAGUCUAUAGACUCCGUAUCGAAUCAUGAAAGUCUCCAGAACAGCCCAUACAGUCGAGCUGUGGUGCUAACCAUGGUGGAAUUCGCUGCAGCAAUGAUGAUGCAGCUGCAGAACUUCAAUAGAGGCUCGUUUCAGAGCUUCGAGGGAUUAAACUUACGUAUUGGUAUGUCAAAUGGAGAAGUAGCAGCUGGCGUUGUAGGAUCACAGAAGCCUUUAUACGACAUUUGGGGGCAUGCAGUUAAUAUGGCAUCACGAAUGGACUCCACUGGUGAAUCUGGCAAAAUACAGGUGACAGAAAACACAGCCAUCAUAUUGGACGAAUGUGGCAUCCUCACGACCUGCCGAGGCGAAACCUUUGUCAAGGGAGCUGGCUACAUAAAAACCUACUUCGUGCCCCUCGACGAAAACUUCAACCUGAUCAAGAAGAAAGACAGCAUGGACUUCUACAGAAUCGAAGAUAGGAGCCGCUACUUCUUGAUGAGGGCCAACACAUUCAGUACUGGUUCCAACGAUAGGAUCAGUCCUGAUAUCUACAGAUACUCCACGUAUGAUGUUAGGAAGAUGUCGUUUGAUAGUCAGGGGACUGUCGACAGUUUGGAUACUGAGACUGGUAGAACGGCCACGCCAAUGGAAGACCCUGAUGCUGUUAGCAUAUCAUCAGAAAGCGAAAUAAAGGAUACACGUUGCUGACGAAGGAUUUUAAUAUAUUUUUUAAGUUUGUAGUGUAUUUUUAGGUUUUAAAGGAAUAGUUAAGCUCACUAAAACAUUUUUCACAUUGCAUAAUUUAUUUAUUUAAGUUAAUCAGUAUGUUUCAUACGCUUAUUAUUCUUUGAUGGUAAUGAUAGUUAAGUUUUAUAUUUUGAGUACGGUAGCAAUGAUUAAGGACAUAAUUUAGUCUCUCUGUUCGACUGGGUAAGCAUAAUUUUUCUUGAACCUCAAUACCUAUCUGAUUAUUUAUACUACGCAAAAUGUUCAAAUUAUUAAAACCCGCAGAUUUAGGCAGUAUUAAUAUAUGUUUUUGUUUGUACAUUUAAAAUAUAGUGAUCGUCACAUGUGUUUAAAGUACGUUUCAGAUUCCGACAACCGCCAUAAAUUACCUCAUUUAAUAAAAUAAACAGAUUCAAUACAUAA
Molecule: messenger RNA, 4207 nt
Organism: Helicoverpa armigera (cotton bollworm)
Lineage: Eukaryota; Metazoa; Arthropoda; Insecta; Lepidoptera; Noctuidae
Product: adenylyl cyclase X E
Exons: 20
Coding region: 134-3766 (1210 amino acids)
Biological process (GO): intracellular signal transduction; cAMP biosynthetic process; adenylate cyclase-inhibiting G protein-coupled receptor signaling pathway
Cellular component (GO): plasma membrane
Molecular function (GO): adenylate cyclase activity
Source: RefSeq, a predicted model, not a curated record